CCCACCCUCAAAUCCCCCCCUACCCACGGGCCCCGAUCCCACGCCUCCCCCUAACCCUACCCAUGCUCACGCUGUCGCGCCCCUGACCCUCACCACGCCUCCCCAUACGGAUCGCCUCAUGGAGGCCGCCGUUGCUGCUGCGGCUGCGGCCGCCGGGGCGGUGACGACGGCGGUCGCGCCUCCGCCCGGCGCGGCGGUCAGCAACGGGGUGGCGACCGCGCCGCCGCCGUUCCUGAUGAAGACGUACGAGAUGGUGGACGACCCGGCCACCGAUGCCGUCGUCUCAUGGGGCCCCGGGAACAACAGCUUCGUUGUGUGGAACACCCCCGAGUUCGCGCGCGACCUCCUCCCCAAGUACUUCAAGCACAGCAACUUCUCCUCCUUCGUCAGGCAGCUCAACACCUACGGAUUUAGGAAAGUUGAUCCAGAUAGGUGGGAGUUUGCAAACGAAGGUUUUCUUAGAGGACAAAAGCAUCUACUGAAGACCAUCAACAGAAGGAAACCAACUCAUGGAAACAACCAAGUUCAGCAGCCUCAGUUGCCAGCUGCUCCUGUACCUGCUUGCGUAGAAGUGGGGAAGUUUGGGAUGGAAGAAGAGAUUGAGAUGCUCAAAAGGGAUAAAAAUGUUUUAAUGCAGGAACUUGUCAGGCUGAGACAACAACAGCAGACAACAGAUCAUCAGCUGCAGACUUUGGGCAAGCGUCUUCAAGGAAUGGAGCAACGGCAACAACAAAUGAUGUCUUUCCUGGCUAAGGCAAUGCAUAGUCCUGGCUUCCUAGCACAAUUUGUACAGCAAAACGAAAACAGCAGAAGAAGAAUAGUUGCUAGUAACAAAAAGAGGAGGCUACCAAAGCAGGAUGGUUCGUUGGACUCUGAAAGUGCUUCAUUGGAUGGACAAAUAGUAAAAUAUCAACCUAUGAUCAAUGAAGCAGCCAAAGCGAUGCUAAGGAAGAUCCUAAAGCUAGAUUCUUCACAUAGAUUUGAAUCCAUGGGCAAUUCAGAUAAUUUCCUUCUUGAGAAUUAUAUGCCAAAUGGUCAAGGUCUUGACAGCUCUUCAUCAACUCGGAAUUCUGGUGUUACCCUUGCAGAGGUCCCAGCUAACUCAGGUUUGCCAUAUGUAGCUACAAGCUCUGGACUUUCAGCUAUUUGUUCAACUUCGACUCCUCAGAUUCAGUGCCCAGUUGUUUUGGACAACGGCAUACCCAAAGAAGUUCCAAACAUGAGUGCGGUGCCUUCUGUUCCGAAGGCUGUGGCUCCAGGCCCAACUGAUAUCAAUAUUCUGGAAUUCCCAGAUUUGCAAGAUAUAGUAGCUGAAGAAAAUGUUGAUAUUCCUGGAGGGGGCUUUGAAAUGCCUGGUCCUGAGGGUGUAUUCUCUUUGCCUGAAGAAGGUGAUGAUAGUGUUCCCAUUGAGACUGAUGAGAUUUUGUACAACGAUGACACCCAGAAACUUCCUGCUAUCAUUGAUUCUUUCUGGGAACAGUUCCUGGUGGCUAGCCCUCUAUCUGUUGAUAAUGAUGAAGUCGAUUCAGGUGUACUAGACCAAAAGGAAACACAACAGGGGAAUGGAUGGACCAAAGCUGAAAACAUGGCUAACCUUACAGAACAGAUGGGCCUCCUGUCAUCACACCAUACAGGAUGAUGAGGUACAAUAGGACAUACUUAGCCACCAUUUGUCAAGGUACCCUGGGAUCUCGGUAAUAAACUCCCACAUCAUCACCUACCCUUAUGUCUAUGUUAUGUUCUAUCAUUUUGCUGAAACAAUACUGAAACGUCACCCUAUAUGUGGGAGGAUACUAAUCUUCCACCUAUGAAACACGGUUUACCCGAGGGGUUUACCUGCUUGUAUCUAGGUUUGGCAGGCGUAAGAAUUGAUCAAUGGUAACUUGUCAAAUCUGUAUGAUAGCUACUUUGUGUUGUAGCUACUGAUAGCUUUUUUUUUUUGUUCUUGCCUGCUCUAUCUGAUUGCAACUAACUUCUGGUAGUACUGGCAGUCUGCCACACUGUAUUGAUUCCAAAAUUAAGUAACUUUGACUGUUUCAGAUUCUGGCA
Messenger RNA from Oryza sativa Japonica Group (Japanese rice), 2049 nucleotides. NCBI's taxonomy places the organism in Eukaryota, Viridiplantae, Streptophyta, Magnoliopsida, Poales, Poaceae. The record is from RefSeq and is a predicted model, not a curated record.